AUGCAGGUAAUGCCAUCGGAUCGAGAUCGAUAUCGUUACGAAGAGGAGGAUGAGGAGGAAACACUUCCGUUUGAGGGACUUGAGAAGACCUCUGCACUGCAGCAAUGCCGAGUGUUUAACGAUGUGCGUCUUGACAUUUCCUCCUGUCUGCGCUCCAUGACGCAGUGCCUUUAUCUCUUGUGCACCGGCACAACGCUCACAGAGACGGAGGCGACGGAUUUGUUCUUCAUGUCUACAAAACUUCUGCAGUCCACCCACCCGAAACUUCGCCGACUUCACUAUGUGCUAAUGAAGGAAUUGAGCCCAUUGGUGGAGCAGCGCUUCAUUGCCUCCAACUCACUCAUGAUUGACAUCAAGAGCAAUAAUGAUGCCAGCAAGUGCAACGGCAUUCGUACGCUGUUCAAGGUAAUGAACAGCUCCCUCUAUGCGUCCAUGGACCGCACUAUUGUGGAGGCCCUGACGUCACAGAGCAGCAAUGUUGUCUGUGCCGCCCUCGUUACAGGGCUUCACAUUGCUCAAGUCAAUCCAGAAAUGGCAAGAAAGUGGGGCACACAACUGACCGAGGUGAUUCGCAGCUGUGGGAAGGCUCAGUAUGCUGCCAUUGCUUUGCUCCACAAAAUGCGUAAAAAUGAUCGCCUCUCCGUCACGCGACUCAUUGACCAGGCAAAAAGUGGCGUGAUACGUUCACCAAUGGCCCUGUGCCUUGUGAUUAAGAUGUGUACGGAAUUAAUGCGGGAGGACUUUGAGGGAUCUCUGGACAUCUACAAGUUUGUGACAUCGAUGAUGCACAAUAACAAUGAUUUGGUGGUUUUUGAGUCCGUCAAGUCUAUUUGCUCCCUGCGCAACAUUACGGCGAAGGAGGUGUCACCUGCUGUGAUGGUGGUGCAACUGUACCUCAACACACAGAGCGCCGUGCUGCGUUUUUCUGCGAUCCGUGUGUUAAAUGAAGUGGCAACGCUGCAUCCAGCUGCGGUCUCGCCCAUCAACUCGGAGAUUGAGAACCUCGUGACGGACCCGAACCGCAUCAUCGCCACCCUCGCAAUCACGACGCUGCUGAAGACGGGGACGGAGUACACAAUUGAGCGGCUCAUAACACAACUUUCGACGGCCGGUUACUUGAGGGAGUUGGGCGAUGAGUUUAAGAUGGUCAUCAUUGAUGCCAUGCGUGUGCUGAGCGCCAAGUUCCCCGCAAAGUACAAUGUGUUCCUCGGGUUUCUCUCCAAAUUGCUGGCGGAGGAAGGAAGCAGCCAGCUGAAGGAGAAUGUCGUAGAUGUCACGAUGGAGAUUGCCAAGUCCAACCCCGACUCAAAGGAGUCUGUUCUGAAACAUCUUGCCGAGUUCAUUGAUGACUGCAAUUACUCGCAGAUUGUGCGGCGGGUGCUGAUGUAUCUUGGGGAGGAGGUGCCACUGACAGAAAACCCAAAGACGUUUGUGCGCUAUGUUUAUAAUCAUGCGACGCUGGAGGGCCCCGAAAUUCGCGCUGUGGCAGUCAGCACACUGGCAAAAUUGGCAGCGUAUGUACCCUCACUGCGUCGGUCCAUCGUCGUCCUGUUGAAACGUACUUGCAAUGAUGCGGACGAUGAGGUGCGGGAUCGCGCCGUUCUUUACACACGAAUUUUUCUUAAUAAUGAUGAAAAUAUCAUUCGUUCUAUGGUGUGCGAUGUCGCCAACACUGUGGCUAUGAGUCGCCAGGCACGGAUUGCCGCAAGAUCUGCCGUGCUGAAUACCGUAGCGGAAGACAUUGGCCGACAAAAGGCCAUCGCAAAGGAAGCUGAAAGCAGUACAGAAGAAACAUCGGCAGUUAGCCAUGCUGUGCUGCAAGGGAGAGAAAAGAUGCGAAAAAUCAAACAACUGUUGGAGCUUGGAGAGCCAAUUGUCAGCAGCGAGCCGGUGCCAUUGACAGAUCCUGAUAGCGAGUAUGUGGUCACGGUGAUGAAGCAUACAUACAUCUCUAAUAUAGUCCUCCAGUUCAAGGUGAAGAACACGAUGGAAAAGGUAACUUUUAAGAACAUUGCGAUUGAAUUGGAUACGGACGAAGUGGGGGUGGAGCCGCAGUACUUUAUUCCCAUCGAGUCGGUGGCGCCCGCUUCCACGAGUUACGGAUAUGCGGUGCUACGCUAUGAGGAGGAACAGUACCCGAGUGGCACCUUGGAGUGUCGCUUCAAGUUUGCCAUGCAGGAGGAGGGUGGCGACGUUGAGGAGGAGGAGGAGUACCCACUGGAGAGCUUUGACAUCAACGUUAGUGACUUCAUUGCCCCUGUGAACCUCGGCGGUACUUUUGAGACGCAGUGGGAGAAGAUGCAACUUGAGGAGACGACGGGAACGUAUUCGUUGAGUUCAAUGCGUAACUUGACGGUGGCAGCGCGGGAAUUGGUGGAGUUCUUUGGGAUGUACGUUGAGGGAGGCAAGCCGGGGAAAAUAACGACGGCAUCCCACACGCUGCAGAUGUCUGGCACGAUGGUAAACCGCGCACGUUCCUUGGUGCUUAUCACAGCAAGAGUGUUUAUCGCAAAGGACAAGAGCGUGGCGCUGCAGUUAAUGCUGCGGGGGGCGAAUGCAGAGCUGCGCGAGUAUCUUUCGGCCGCGCUUCUUGCGUAG
Messenger RNA from Trypanosoma cruzi, 2598 nucleotides. Its product is annotated as coatomer gamma subunit, putative. Gene Ontology annotation, biological process: intra-Golgi vesicle-mediated transport; protein secretion; intracellular protein transport. NCBI's taxonomy places the organism in Eukaryota, Euglenozoa, Kinetoplastea, Trypanosomatida, Trypanosomatidae. The transcript has a single exon. Gene Ontology annotation, cellular component: endoplasmic reticulum-Golgi intermediate compartment; COPI vesicle coat; endoplasmic reticulum. The coding region runs from base 1 to 2598 and encodes 865 amino acids. Gene Ontology annotation, molecular function: structural molecule activity. The record is from RefSeq and is a predicted model, not a curated record.